AUGGCAAAGCGCACCCUUGAUGCCUUCUUCAAGCCAGUAGUACCCAGCCCGCCGGAGAAACGCGCGAAGAGAGACCAUGACAGCUCGCAAUCACCACCCUCCAACCCGGUCGAUGACCGCAUUCCACCAAGCGUCCAUCCCAGCUACCCAUGCCCGAUAGCCGGUCUCCCAUCCCAUAUCGCCGUCGCAUUAACCCACGGCACGCCGGCGCGCCCGCCACGACCCAUCACCAACCAACCCAACCUCGACCUGCUCUAUUUCAAGCCCUACAUUACGCGGCCGGCAGCGAACGAGCUGUUCAAGUUCCUGCGCGCCUCGCUCCCCUUUUACCGGGUGCAAUACACGAUCAAGCGCGGUGGGGUUCCAACGGAGAUCAACACGCCCCGGUACACGACCGUCUUCGGCGUCGACGACACAAGCAUCUUCAUCCCGGAGGGUGAAGCGCAACAACCAUCCACACCCCCGGGGGAGUCGCACGACCCACCCGAAGCCACUUCCCACAGACACAAAUACUCAAGUCAAGAAGCUCCGGAUACGGACCCAGAUACCGGACGUCACACGGACGACCUGAUCCCCGUAUCGACCCACACGCGCGCUCCCAUCCGCGCCUCAAAAUACGACUGCACACCGCGCCCUUUACCGGCGUGCCUGGCGCAGCUCCGCGAUGCAGUUGAAGCCGUGACGGAUGCGCAGUAUAACUUCUGCCUGGUGAAUUACUACGCCAGCGGGAGCGACAGCAUCGCGUUCCAUUCCGACGACGAGCGGUUCCUGGGCGGGGCGCCGUGCAUUGCGUCGCUGUCGCUGGGUGGGGAGCGGGAUUUUGUGAUGAAACAUAAGCCGGCAGGGGCGGGAGAAGUAGCGGUGCAGGCGGAGCCGGUCAAGAUGGCACUCGGGUCGGGGGACAUGGUCGUGAUGCGGGGAGCGACGCAGGCGCAUUGGCUGCACAGUGUGCCGAAGCGGCGGGGCCGGAGCGGGGAGGACAUGCGGGGGCGGAUCAAUAUCACAUUCCGGCGGGCGGUAGUGCCGGGGGGCACAAACAACUACUAUCAUUAUAAUGUUGGGAGUGGGGGGGUAUGGAGGUGGGACGAGGUGAAGGGGCAGAUGGUGUUGACUAGGGACGGACGGGAGUGA
Penicillium macrosclerotiorum is the source of this 1131-nucleotide messenger RNA. Its product is annotated as alpha-ketoglutarate-dependent dioxygenase AlkB family protein. The transcript has a single exon. The coding region runs from base 1 to 1131 and encodes 376 amino acids. Gene Ontology annotation, biological process: DNA repair. The record is from RefSeq and is a predicted model, not a curated record. NCBI's taxonomy places the organism in Eukaryota, Fungi, Ascomycota, Eurotiomycetes, Eurotiales, Aspergillaceae.